Messenger RNA from Triticum turgidum subsp. durum (durum wheat), 387 nucleotides. NCBI's taxonomy places the organism in Eukaryota, Viridiplantae, Streptophyta, Magnoliopsida, Poales, Poaceae. The record is from the annotation of a GenBank genome assembly.
AUGGCUCCUGCCGGGACCAGGGGCGCCCGCGCGGCUGCGCCGGCGGCGGUGCUCCUCGUGGCGGCGCUGCUGGUGGCGCUGGCGCUGGCGCCGCGGGGCACGAGCGCGGCGCUGACGUGCUCCACGGUGUACAACGAGCUGAUGCCGUGCCUCGGGUACGUGCAGUCGGGCGGGGCGGUGCCGCGGGCGUGCUGCUCGGGGAUCAAGACGCUCGUGUCCAGGGCGCGCGCCACGCCCGACCGCCGCGCCGCCUGCGCCUGCCUCAAGACCGUGGCCGCCGCCGCGGCGGGCGGGCCGUACCUCGGCCGCGCCGCGGGGCUGCCCGGCAGGUGCGGCGUCCAGCCGCCCUUCAAGAUCGACCCCAACGUCAACUGCAACGCGGUAUAA